AGUGCAUGAAUACAUCCUCAUGAUCCAAGCAGAAGUACAUUUGGCUUCAGGAAGGUUCGACGAAGCAGUUACCGCUAUUGAAAGGGCGGCUAAGAACCAGAACAACAGAGAAAUCAUUGCUGUAGUUACCCGAGUAAAAGCUGUUGCAUCUGCUCGAAAAAAGGGCAAUGAGCUCUUCAAAGCUUCGAAGUAUACGGAAGCAUGUAUUGCUUAUGGAGAAGGGCUUCACCAUGAUCCGUCGAAUGCCAUUCUUCUCUGCAACCGAGCUGCGUGUCAUUCGAAGCUCGGACAAUGGGAGAAAGCAAUUGAUGACUGCAAUAAUGUUCUUAGUUUGAAGCCUUCGUAUACUAAGGCUAGACUAAGAAGAGCUGAUUGUUUUGCUAAGGUGGGGAAGUGGGAGGCAUCAGCACAAGAUUAUCAGAUUUUGAGGAGAGAAUUUCCAGGAGAUGAGGAGGUGGCAAGAGCACUUUCAGAAGCUAAAUCACAUCUUCAUCAGAGAAAGUCUUAGCUUCUUCUUGUAUAAGGGAGAAAUCUUUACGAAACUAACGGUACCUGCUCUUCUUCAGAAAAAAAAAAUGAAGCAGGUGACGCAUCUAGCUUGCAUGAUUGAAGAAGAGAGGACUUAAAUACU
Phalaenopsis equestris is the source of this 631-nucleotide messenger RNA. Its product is annotated as inactive TPR repeat-containing thioredoxin TTL3-like. Gene Ontology annotation, molecular function: protein binding. NCBI's taxonomy places the organism in Eukaryota, Viridiplantae, Streptophyta, Magnoliopsida, Asparagales, Orchidaceae. The record is from RefSeq and is a predicted model, not a curated record. Gene Ontology annotation, cellular component: cytoplasm. The transcript has 4 exons. Bases 20 to 508 code for a protein of 162 amino acids.